Molecule: messenger RNA, 2990 nt
Organism: Propithecus coquereli (Coquerel's sifaka)
Lineage: Eukaryota; Metazoa; Chordata; Mammalia; Primates; Indriidae
Gene: KBTBD7
Product: kelch repeat and BTB (POZ) domain containing 7
Exons: 1
Coding region: 309-2363 (684 amino acids)
Molecular function (GO): protein binding
Source: RefSeq, a predicted model, not a curated record
CUCUCAGACGCCUACCGGUUUCGCCAGCACGGCAGUGGCGGCUCUCUCGGCUCCAGCCAGCGGGUCCAGUGAGGGCGAGCUGAGGCGGAGAAAGGGCGCGGAACUGGAAGUGGGUGAGUCAGGCACUGUCUCUACGCGAUAAAGGGAGGCGGCACCGCGGCGCAGGGCUGAAUUAAGUAAGUGCGGCCCGAGCCGCGGUCUGUUCCGCGACGCCGCUGUCUUAGCGUCAGCGAAGGAAGGGUGAGGAGGAGCCAGAGCCGGGUCCCUGCCGCCGUUCUCGCGCUCAGCGUCCCGCCGCCAUCUCCACCAUGCAGUCCCGGGAAGACGCUCCGCGCUCUCGCCGCCUCGCCAGUCCCCGCGGUGGGAGGCGGCCCAAGAGGAUUUCUAAGCCCUCGGUUUCGGCCUUUUUCACAGGCCCAGAAGAAUUAAAGGACACGGCUCAUUCUGCAGCCUUGCUGGCACAGCUCAAGUCCUUCUACGACGCGCGGCUGCUGUGCGAUGUGACCAUCGAGGUGGUGACGCCUGGCAGCGGGCCUGGCACCGGUCGCCUCUUUUCCUGCAACCGCAACGUGCUGGCCGCCGCGUGUCCCUACUUCAAGAGCAUGUUCACGGGCGGCAUGUACGAGAGCCAGCAGGCGAGUGUGACCAUGCACGAUGUGGACGCUGAGUCCUUCGAGGUGUUGGUCGACUACUGCUACACGGGUCGUGUGUCCCUGAGUGAGGCCAAUGUGCAGCGUCUGUAUGCAGCCUCCGACAUGCUGCAGCUGGAGUAUGUGCGGGAAGCCUGUGCCUCCUUCUUAGCCCGCCGUCUUGACCUGGCCAACUGCACUGCCAUCCUCAAAUUUGCUGACGCCUUUGACCAUCACAAGCUACGCUCUCAGGCCCAGUCCUAUAUAGCUCACAACUUCAAGCAGCUCAGUCGAAUGGGUUCAAUUCGGGAGGAAACUCUAGCAGAUCUGACCCUGGCCCAGCUGCUGGCUGUCCUACGCCUGGAUAGUUUGGACAUAGAAAGUGAGCGGACUGUAUGCCAUGUGGCCGUGCAGUGGCUGGAGGCAGCUCCCAAAGAGCGGGGUCCCAGUGCUGCAGAAGUGUUCAAGUGUGUCCGCUGGACACACUUCACUGAAAAUGAUCAGGACUACCUGCAAGGGCUGCUGACCAAGCCCAUUGUGAAGAAGUACUGCCUGGACAUCAUUGAAGGGGCCCUUCAGAUGCGCUAUGGUGACAUGUUGUACAAGUCUCUGGUGCCAAAAGCAAACAGCAGCAGCAGCAGUAGCAGCAGCAGCUCUGUUGUAUCUGCAGUAGAAAAUCCACCUCAGAGACUGGGUAUGUGUGCCAAGGAAAUGGUGAUCUUUUUUGGACAUCCCAGAGAUCCCUUUCUCUGCUAUGACCCAUACUCAGGGGACAUUUACACAAUGCCAUCACCUUUGACCAGCUUGGCUCACACUAAAACUAUCACCUCCUCAGCUGUCUGUGUCUCUCCAGACCAUGACAUAUAUCUAGCAGCCCAGCCCAGAAAAGACCUCUGGGUGUAUAAACCAGCCCAGAAUAGUUGGCAGCAGCUUGCAGAUCGCUUGCUGUGUCGUGAGGGCAUGGAUGUGGCGUACCUCAAUGGCUACAUUUACAUUUUGGGUGGACGAGACCCUAUUACCGGAGUUAAAUUGAAGGAAGUGGAAUGCUAUAGUGUUCAGAGGAACCAGUGGGCGCUGGUGGCGCCUGUACCCCAUUCUUUCUAUUCUUUUGAACUAAUAGUGGUUCAGAACUAUCUUUAUGCUGUCAACAGUAAGCGCAUGCUCUGCUAUGAUCCUAGCCACAAUAUGUGGCUGAACUGUGCUUCUCUUAAACGCAGUGACUUUCAGGAAGCAUGUGUCUUUAAUGACGAAAUCUAUUGUAUCUGUGACAUCCCAGUCAUGAAGGUCUACAACCCAGCUAGGGGAGAAUGGAGGCGGAUUAGUAAUAUUCCCUUGGACUCAGAGACCCACAACUACCAGAUUGUCAAUCAUGACCAAAAGUUGCUACUCAUCACUUCUACAACCCCACAAUGGAAAAAGAACCGGGUGACUGUGUAUGAAUAUGAUACUAGGGAAGACCAAUGGAUUAAUAUAGGUACUAUGUUAGGCCUUUUGCAGUUUGACUCUGGCUUUAUUUGCCUCUGUGCUCGUGUUUAUCCUUCCUGCCUUGAACCCGGUCAGAGUUUUAUCACUGAGGAAGAUGAUGCACGGAGUGAGUCUAGUACUGAAUGGGACUUAGAUGGAUUCAGUGAGCUGGACUCUGAGUCAGGAAGUUCAAGUUCUUUUUCUGAUGAUGAAGUCUGGGUGCAAGUAGCACCUCAGCGAAAUGCACAGGAUCAGCAGGGUUCUUUGUAAAUAGUAUUUUGAAACACUAAGAUGUUUCUACUGCUAUAGAAUGUAUCCUAAAAAGAUAUCCCUUUUUCCUGGGGGAAAAAAAGUUGAUUAAGACCACAGAUUUGGUUUAGAAAGGGUAAUAUUUUGAAAUAAUACAAAAUUUUAACAGCCCAUGUGAUCAACCUGUUUAGUAAUUUACUGUGCUAAAAGUCCAGAAUUAAAAUAUGCAAAAAGGAACUAUAUAAUUGAUUAGGAUGCUUGGUGUUUUUUGUUUUGUUGAAAUAUUCAUUGCAGCAGUGGAUUGUUUUGAUUAGUUAGUAUGUUUAUAUUUUGAUUAUUCUAAUUUAGUCUUCUGUUUAAUUUUUAAAUUCUGUUUAGUGCUACAAGGAAUUUAACUUUAUAAUUUGUUAAGAGAAAACUAGACUAGGAAUUGUUGGUCGAGUUUUGAAGGUAUAUAUUUUCCUUCAGAAUAAUGAAAGUAGAUUUCAGAAAUUUUAAACUAGUCAGUUUUUAGUAUUCUAAGUUAAAUAUAGUUUGUUAAAUUUGGUUUGGUUUUCUUCUGCAAAGAAAAAUGGAUAUGUAUAUUAAGUUACCGAAUAGUGAUUUUAUUCUGAUAAUGUGUGGAAUGGCCUUACAAGUUUACAGAAA